AGCUCCGUUAGAUUUGCCAAGGAAGGGGAUGUGAGCAGAAGAGUAUAGAAGACGCAGCGCAAAUAACGGUGUCCAAAAGUUGAUCCCUUCUUCUGUUUUGCCUCCUCACAUGAAAGCCGUGAAGAAAGGACGCGUGUGUUUGCUGUUCUGUGUAUUUUGUUCCUUCCCAGACUGAGAGGACUUACACCAUCAGAGGCGAUGAGAUGUGAGUGAGCUAUGCCUUGUGGAAAUGGACAGACUUUAUCCAAGCGAAAACAUGGCGUCUGCGUCCCGAGGUUUAGCUUCUUUUCCAGUCUGCUUGUGGCGCUCUGCUGCCUGGAGGCGCGGGGCUCCGGGCCGCAGGGGGACGGCGACAGGAGCUGCAGCCCCUGUCCCGUUAACUGCAGCUGCGCGCUGGCGGGACUCCAGCCGUCCUGCGUCGUCAACUGCUCCAACAUUGGGCUGGAGAGGGCCCCAGCAGCGGCAGAUAUCCCUCUGGCCACCAACGUGCUAGAUCUUUCCAAGAACCACAUCUCCUCUCUUGAUACCAGCCUGUUAGACCGUCUCACUAGCCUCCGAGAGCUGUAUCUUCAAGGGAAUAGAAUCAAUGUUCUCCCCAGAGGAGUGUUCUGCUGUGGGCCCCUGUCAGUCCUCGAUUUGAGCAACAACCAAAUCACCACCAUAGAAGAAAGAAUAUGUGACAACCUAUGCAAUUUAACUCAAAUUGACCUAAGCAGUAACCCCUUUGAGUGUGACUGUAAGCUGUUCCGCCUGGUCAGCUGGCUCCAGGAGAAGGGGGUGCGAGUCCGACGCCCAGAUGCCAUGCUCUGCAACCAGCCUCCUGAACUCCGCCACCAACCUCUACUCAAUGUCAGCCUGCUCACCUGUGGUCUGAACUAUGCAGCUUGUCUUGAGGACAGCAGCAGCGGAGGAGGGGGACGAAGUGAGCUUGUGAUCUUCUCUUCUUCCACACCCGGAAACUUCACGCGUGAACAGUGUAACAGCGUGUGUUUUGCUGCAUCACACCGCUACGGCGGUUUGGGGGCUAGGCACGAGUGUCUCUGCAGCACAAACUCCGAGCCCAACUUCAUCAGUGAAUCUCAGUGUUCCGCUGCCUGUACAAAGCCCAAUGUUAUGAAGGAAUGUGGGUGGACUCUGGCUCACGAUGUGUUUGCAGUGGACUUCUCCAUUUCCCUGAAGCCUCUCCCACUGCAAAGUGUCCACGACCACAUCAGUUUUUCUGCCGCCUCCUCUGUCGCUCCGGUGAUGCUGUCCUGGGACUUUGGUGACCUUUCUUCUCGGGUCAACGCUACAGGAACACGGGUGACCACAGCAACUCACAAAUAUGGCCUUCCAGGACACUAUACGGUCAGUUUGAUGGCCUGGGCUGGACACAAGGAGAUCUCUGCACGCGGAGAAGUGAAUGUGACGCUUCCUCCUAAACUGGAGUUGCGCUGUCCACCUCUUGCUGUGGCCAAUAGGAGUCUAGAGAUCAAACUUGUCAGCUGGGGUGCUGCUGGUGUGGACGUAGACUGGAAGAUCACCAAGGAUGAUGUCCAGGUUGCCAAAGCUUCCCCUCACUGUCCAAAGGAUGGGAUGUACUACGCAGAUUCCUCACACUGUUUCCAGAUUGUUCCAGGGGAGUUAAGCUGGACUGAUGCUCGACAACAGUGUUUAGACAGUGGCGGGGAUCUGGCAAUAGUGACGAGUGACGCUCUGCGUAAUCAACUGGCACCUAAAGUCACACACUUGCCACAGGUGCGAGGUAUGUGGCUGGGCUUGAGUGAUGUCAACUCUCCCGGCAAGCUGCGCUGGGUAAACGGCUCGGAGGCACAAGAGGGGGAGGAGGGACAGCCUCCUCGUUCCCAGAUCUCCCGUGGAAAUGUGUGUGUGUCUCUCGACCAGGGCAGUCAGACCAGGGCACACCCAUGUAACGCUGUGCGGGCAUAUGUCUGUCAGUACAGCCCUCAAGUGCGUGUUCCAGAUGCAGGGACCUACAUGAUAGGCCUGGCUGUGUUCCCCUCCCAUAAUCCUUUGCACAACGCACCAUCCUCUCCGCUGUCUGCUCCACAACCUCCCAGCAGUGGCAUAGAGGUGCUAUUAUUCCCAGCUCUGAGCUUUGUUCAGGCAGGCCGUCUGUCCUCACUAGAGUUUGUCACUCAGGAGUUCAGUUCAGAAGUCCAUGUUCGCUUCCAGACCUACAGACCUCACUGCCAUCAUCUUGACCUCCACGUAUUGCUACCCAGUUGUGGAGGACCAACAUGCGCUCCUGUAGCUGUUUGUGUCCCCAGUGACAGCAGUAGCAGUGUUCCACCCCCUUGCCCCCGACUAGAGCAGUGGUGUCCCUUCCAGCGCCGGUGCCUGCCCCUCUCCAGUGUAUGCCAAUCAUCUUCUUGUCCUAACUGCACCCAUGGUCAUCGUCUGCCCCCUGGGGCGAUGAGGCCCCGAUACACCCUAAAGAACGAGGUGGUCUUCACUCUGCCAGCAGGUCCAGCUGCACACAUACUGGUACAAGAGCAACUGGAGGACCUCCUGGUUUCCCGUGGUGAUGUCAUUGCCCUGCAGCAUGAUGCCGGCCCCUCCUCCCUACUACGCUGCCAGCCUUCCCCACACUCACAGUGGCAACAGCCUGUGUUAGCCCUCAACCAAACAGAGUGGUUUUGGAUCAACAACACCAGACUGUCAACAGAUAGCUCAGCUGACCCUGAUGUUGACCCUCUGCUUAAUGUGGAGGCACUUGUGGAGGAUGGUGAAGGAGGCUGGCUGGAAGAAGUAGUGUGCCCUGUCAGAGUGCUCUAUGUGGGACGCAGUGAGACCCAGCUGCAGGGAGCACAGCUGUCUGCUGGUUUACCCCAGCCUGGACUCUACAGCCUGCUGGUAACUUCUACUGAACCAUCUUAUCCAGCUUCUGCAUCAUGCCCCCUGCGGGUGGUGCCUCCUCUGGGUUUGACGAUCCUCCACCCGACUCCCAGGAACGGCACCCUCUACCUGCAGCCCAAUGACACCCGGAUACUGCUCUGUGUCCAGUCUCCCUAUGAAACAAAGGCAUCUCAGCAUGGCAGUAAUCGCAGCGUGACCUUCCAGCCAGAAUAUCCAUCAGAGUUUUCGUCCAGCCCAGCACUCUGUCGGCUUGUGCCGAGUUUGGGGUCUGCUGCCGAGGUCACAGAGCCUAGCCUGUAUGUAGUCCUGGAGCUGAGUCUGCCAGUGGAGGAAGAGAGGAUUCCAGUGCAGGUGGAGCUGGAGGCCCAUAACAAUGUGACAGAGGCCAGCUUGAUUAUAGUCGUCCAUCUGGAAGAGCCGCUCAGAGGACUUGUGGUGCGGCCGCACCCUGCACACAGGGUGCUGAUGGAAUCAGUCGUGAGCUACACAGCAUUGGUGCUUAAAGGCUCCAAUCCCACAUUUAAGUGGACAGUGGAUGACAAGCCCUACUUCACCUAUUACAACACUGUUCUCAAUGUCAUCUACCAGCAUGCUGCCACCUACAAGCUCACGGUGACGGCCAUGAACCAUGUGAGCACCCUCACCGAGCAUUUCAACGUGACUGUGGACCGGCUGCAGCCCAUGGCCAAUCUCACAGUAAAGGGUGUGCCAGAUGUGGUCCCUCAGGGCUCCAACCAGACUUUCACCACUUCUGUGCUCGUGGACAUGUCUGUGGCCGCCACCUUCCGAUGGUCUUUUGGUGAUGGUGGAUAUGAGGAGUGGGAAUACAAGCCUCCCUAUCCCCCUUCCCUCAUCUGCCCUGACUCCCCCAAUCAGGUUCUCCUAAGCAGCAGUGUCACCUAUAUCUACUCUCAGCCAGGAAUAUACCCAGCGUUGGUGUCAGUGUCCAAUCAUUAUGAGAACAUCAGUCAGAGCAUCAACAUGAGUGUCUACAGCAUCCUCACUCAUGUUGAUAUACAACCAGAGCCGAAACUCCUCCUCUCUGGCAAAUCGGCCGAUUUUGAGGCUCAUCCUUUCCCCUCACCUUAUGGCAUUCACUAUGAGUGGCACUUUGGAGAUGGCUCUGCCCUGAUGCAUGGUCGUCGUGUGGCGCACACCUAUGCACAGUGUGACAUCUUCACUGUCUGUGUACUGGUAAACAACACCAUCAGUUCUACAAAGGCUUGCCGUGAGAUGUUUGUAUACGAGGAGAUUGAAAAGCUAACAGCUCGAAGCUCCUCUCCCACAGAGCUUCACAGUCCUACUAAGGUGUGGGCACACCUUGCGUCAGGCAAUAACAUCACAUGGACAUUCUCGAUGGGCGACGGGACCGUCUACACUACAUCUGAACCUUGCGUGUCGCACAACUACAUCAAAGAUGCCAACUACACGGUGAAUGUGACUGCUGUGAAUGCUGUGAGCUCUGGCUGGACAGUCCUUCUAGUACAGGUGUAUGUAUUCCAAGUCAUAAAAAUGGAGCCAUCUGGGUGUGUCCAAGAGCGGACCCCUGUCAACUUUUAUGCCUGGGUGUCUGGUAACGAAUCAGCUCAUCUUUAUGAAUGGAGCUUUGGGGAUGGAAGCCCAAACAUGACCAAGCAUGGCAGCCCCAGAGUCUCACACACUUACUUGACAAGUGGGAACUACCACCUCUCCCUCCUUCUUUCCAGUGAGGUCAACAAAGCGACCAAGGCCAACUUCUUCAACUGGGUGUGUGUGCAGCCAGCUUUGGCCAACGUCAGCCUUACCCUUGAGAAAUCACACUACACUGUCGGGGAGGAGAUACGGUUUCAGGUCAGAGCUGAGCCAGAGUUUAACUACAGCUAUCAGUGGGACUUUGGUAAAGAAGAAGACCUUGUGCACAUCCGUGGUUCUGGAAAUGGUGUGACAACAUAUAAAAACCCAGGUCACUACAUGGUGACAGUCACCAUUUUCAAUAAUGUCUCCACCAGUAACACCAGUGUCGUGAUUGAUGUUCUGAUGCCUAUAGGACCAAUUGUUAUUGAUCAUAAUGGCACUAAGUACAACAACCUGACUCUCAGAGCACCGUAUGCAUUCAAAACUUCUUCCUUGGCCUCCAAUGUCACUUACACUUGGAACUUUGGAGAUGGGAAUGUGCUCACAAGCCAGAAUACCCAUCACACAUACAACAGCUCAGGAAACUACAAUAUCACACUGACAGCAGCCAACACAGUUAGCAGAAACCACACUACUUUACCCGUUGUUGUGCUUGCACCGAUCCGUGGGUUAACUGUAAGCGCCAGUUUGGUAAAUGUCCCUCUCAAUGCCUCGGUCCACUUUGAUGCCCGAAUGGAGGAGGGUGAUGGCGUCCGGUUCUCUUGGAUCUUGUGUGACCGUUGCACCUCAAUACCAGGGACCCACACCAUGUUCUACACCUUCCGCUCUGUUGGCACUUUCAACAUCAUUGUGACAGCAGAGAAUGACAUAGGAACAGCACAAGCAAGUAUCUUCCUGUUCGUCCAGCGUGAGCUAGAGGGGCUGCAGAUUUUAGCAGACGAGGAGGCUGGAGGAGGUGGAGGCAUUGGAUUGAACGGUUGCUGCUUUGCUACAAAUCGUGUCCUCCGCCUUCAAGCAGGAUUAAAGGAAGGAACCAACAUGACCUUUACUUGGAACCUCAUCAGAGAACUAGACUCGAGCUUCAAUAUAAGCGGGAGGACUGUGGAGGUAAAUUUCUCUACACCAGGUCCAUGUGACAUCUUCCUCCGGGCUACAAACCUCCUGGGUCACUUGUCCGUCAACAGAACCAUCCACUUCCUUGUGCCAGCCAGAGGGGUGUAUCUGCACAUCAGCAACAACCCAGUCGCAGUCAAUGUUCCGACUAACCUGACAGUAUUGACUAUGGAGGGCUCAAACCUGCAGUACUUGUGGAAUGUUACAGCGGACACUAUGCAGGGAAACAAGCACUGGAAGACACACACCUUCAACAGUCCUGGUCAAAAGGUAGUUACUGUGAAGGUCUUCAAUGAAGUUAGCGCAGAGGUUGUGUCAGAGAUUGUCCACAUCCAGGAAGUCAUUUCUGGGCUAACAUUCACAGCUACCAAUGUAACAGAGCAGAAUUAUGUAGCAACAGGCGCCAACAUCUCACUCCAAGGGGAGGUAGAGGCGGGAACUGAUGUGAUGUGGACAUGGCUGCUGGAAGGAAGAACAGAAACCGGGAGGAAAACAUCUCUGAUUUUCCAGGAACCAAAGACAGCCAUAGUUACUCUAAAUGCCACCAAUGGUGUCAGCGGGCAAGUGUUUUCCAGGGAGUUCUUUGUUCAGGACAAGAUUCAGGGGUUGGAGCUGAGGGCAAGUAAAAAGAUUGCAGGAGUUGGUGAGAAUGUGGAGUUUACAAUUUCCAUGGCAGCAGGCUCAGAUGUUCGUCUGAUCCUCAGCAUCAGCGGAGAUGCCACCGUUACCCCUCAACCCAAUCAAACCUAUGUCCACAACUUCAGCAGGGUGGAUACGUACAUGGUGAAUCUCACUGCUCACAACCAGGUGAGUUUCAAGAGGCGGCACCUCCAGGUCGAGGUGAUGGAGCCAGUUCGUGGACUUUCCAUCCAGGGAAGCUGUGCAGCAAUCCCUGUAGGUGAGAAGAGACAGUUUGUUGCCAAGAUCCUGACGGGCAAACCUGUUAGUUUCCUGUGGACUUUUGAUCUGCACCACCACAAGGCAUCACAUAUGGGCAAAGAGGUGACCUACAAGCCAGAAGAAGCAGGUUUAUUGACCAUCUAUUUGAAGGCCUUCAAUGCCCUGCAUGGUCAGAACAUCACCGAGCACAUCCUGGUGCAAAACCGCCUGACGACUGCCGUCCUGUCUGCUCAACCUGGGGACACUUUCAUUAACAAGACGGUGACCCUGGUGGCCUCUGUCACACCCAGUUCUAGUCCUGUGGGGUGCUUGUGGGACUUUGGUGACGGUUCUACUCCAGUUCACACCGACACUGAAACUGUGGGCUAUAAGUACAGACGCCCAGGAUACUACCUGGUCAAAGUGAAUUGCAGUAACAUGGUUAGCUGGGUGCUGGCCCAGGUGGAGGUAACCAUCAGUGUAUUAGAAUGUGAGGAGCCAGAAGUGCAGGUGGUUCAAGCUCCUCGCCUGACCAUCUGGCGCUCCCAGGCCACUUUGGUGGAGGCCAGUGUGGAUUUAAAAGGCUGCGUAUGCUACGGAGCUCAGUACUUCUGGCAGAUACUGUCAACACCUUUCUGUGAUUAUGCCAAAGACUACCAGAUUCCUUCUGGGGCGGUGACUAAGCCUUCCCAGUCUGUGCCUGUCUCAGUAAUUCACCUGCCUGUGGAGGUGGAUGUGCGACGGUUGCAGUUGGCAUUGCCCAAGAUGACUCUGGCAGCAAGAAACUACAGCUUGGUGUUUUCCCUGUCAUAUGAAGGUGUGCCACUAAGGAAGGAUGCCUGUCUGCAACUCAGUGUCUUGGCUUCCAGGUUGAUGCCCAUCAUAGAAGGGGGCACUUACAGGGUGUGGUCGAGGACCCAGGACCUGCAGCUCAGUGCAGAAAAGUCCUUCGACCCCAACAUGGACCCAGACAAGCAGUCACUACUCCACUACCACUGGGAGUGUCAGAGUACCUCAAAGGGUCCAGAGCACUGCUCCAGUCUGAACUUUGGCCUGGGCUCCAGUGGUCCGGUGCUGGGAAUCUCCGGCUCUGAGCUGGAGGCGGGUGUUGAAUAUACUUUCAAAUUGACCAUCAGCAAAGACGGCAUGGCCCCAGAGUCCACCACACAGACUGUGCUGGUCCAGAGUGGCCACAUUCCUAUGGUGUAUCUGGAGUGUGUGUCCUGUAAGGCCCAGUCCAUCUAUGAGGUCAGCCAGAACUCGUAUGUCUACCUACGAGGGACCUGCACCAACUGCCAGGGAUUUCACCGUGGGCGCUGGAGUGCCAUGACACUGCAGAACGAGACUCUGGUCCUUGACUCCUCGUCCACCACUACAGGAAGCGAUGGCAUGAACCUGGUGUUGCGGCAAGGCGUCGUGCGCCACGGAGAAUCCUACAUCUUCACUUUGCACGUGACCGACAGCAGUCUGGAUGGCGAGGGUGCCGCCUCGAUCACACUGCAUCACAACAUGCCCCCAGCCGGCGGGGAGUGCCACCUGAGAUGGGGAGAGGAGGCAGGGGUGCAGUACGGAGAUGGAGACAGUGAAGUCUGGAGGAUACGCACACUCCUGGACCGGGUACACUUUAACUGCUCAGGUUACAUUGAUCUGGGAGUUUCAGAGACGCCCUUGCUCUACAGUCUGCUGGUGACUCGCUGCAGAGAAGACUACUGCGAGGACUUCUGUGUGUACAAAGGUAGUAGUCCAGAGCACUCUGUCUUCCUGCCCCCAGGCUUCAGCUCAGCUCGACACCGUGUAGCUGUGUCCAUCACAGUGGAGGACCACCAGGGAGCUUCCAUCACAGCACUCAACAAAUCUAUUGAAGUUGUGCUGCCAGAUCCGCCCCCUGAGUACAGCAGCCUUCCACACUGGCUGUCUGAGCUGACAGACAGCAAACUCAAAAAGCUGCUGGAACAGGGAGACUCACAGAGGGUCAGAGAGUUAUCACUGGCUUUUAUUACAGUCCUAAAUGAGUAUGAGCAGACCAGGGAGUCAGCGCGGGUGUCUCGAGACGAGCGUGGUUAUCGAGUCAGAGUCCGCAGCAAUAUCACCAGAGCUCUGACGGCUCUGGACCUGGCCACUGUUAAUGACAUUCAGCAGACCUCUGCUGCGCUAGCACAGUGCACGGCGGUGAGCCGAGAGUUCAUCUGUGAAGAGUGUCAGAACAGCACUCUGAACAAGCUUGAGUCCAUGCUGGAGAUUUUGCAGAAUGACACCAAGCAGGGCACAGUCACGCCUACUGAGAUCGCUGACAACAUCCUGAACAUCAUGGGUGAUCUGAUCCAUCAGGUCAGCCAGUCAGCCGCCUCCCAGUCUUACCUACAGCCUUCCUAUAUGGAUUCCCCCUCACCCUCCUUCACCUCCUCCUAUUCUUCCUCUGGUGAAGAGCAAGGAGGCACCCUGUUGGACCCCUCACCCUCCUCACUGGAGCCCCACCCUCUGCGUGUGGCGGCGAAGGCUUACAGCCUCUCCUCAGUCCUCAUGCUGAUUCUCAUGCAUGCUCGAGUGCUCAAUGAAGAGCCCCUGGUGCUGAGAGGAGCUGAGAUUGCAGCCACAGGAAAACUGGCAGACCCUCAGAGCCUGCUCUGCUACCAUGGCAACAACAGUCCAGAGUGCCAGCGGUUCUCCAUCCCCCGAGCUUUCAACAGCAGUCUUGGCAGAGUCGCUGCAGGAAACAGCGUCAUGCAGCUGCUGUUUCAGGUGGAGUCCAACCCCUUCCCUUUCAACUAUGUGGCCAACUACACCAUCUCUACUGAGGUGGCAUCCAUGGAGUUUCGCACUGAAAAUGGCACCCAGAUUCCCAUAUCAGGACUGGACGACAAUCUAGCCAUCACUGUUGCCAUCAACAAUGGCAGUAGUGGAGAAGUGGGUGCUGAGCGUUCUGGAACUGGACGGGUCCCCACAACAGGAGCCGUUAACAUCAGCCACUGUGACUCCGUCAUUGUUAGGGUCAGCACGGGAAACACUAACAGACAGGCAGGGCUGUUUGUGCAGCUCAACUUCACCUCUCUGCAGGAGGCCAGAGAGAAGGGUAAAAGAGAAGAGGAUGGGGAGCCUUACAUCACAGCUUACCUUCACUCCCAUGAACAACCAAAUGAGUUCAACUGCACAGACAGAAAACGCAUCACACUCGGUAUGACCAGAGAGCAACAUCUGGACCACAGGAAAUACACCUUCUUCCUGUCACCAGAGUCCUAUGACACCACAUUGGACUACUUUAUUAACGUGAGUACACCCUGCAGCCCUGGCUCUCAGCCAGAGGGUGUUCAUCUGGAGGUUGGGGUGUUUGCCUCUCUGUGUCAGUACUUCAGUGAGCGUGAGAAGCAGUGGCGGACAGAUGGCAUGGUGCCUCUGGCGGAGACCAAUGCCAGCAGAGCUGUCUGUCGCACCAGGCACCUCACAGCCUUUGCUGCAGGCCUGUUUGUACCAACCAACGCCAUCAGUUUUAAAAUGCCGGAGCGUUCUGGUGCACCGAGCCUGGUCGUGCUGUUGGUGUGUGUGUUAGGCUUACUAAGCUAUGUUGUAGCAUCAGCCAUCUUGCACAAGUUGGACCAGCUGGAUCUACGCCGGGCUGGCGUGGUUCCUCUCUGUGGUCAAGACGCACUCUUCAAGUACGAGAUUCAGGUCAAGACUGGCUGGACUCGAGGGGCAGGCACCACAGCCCAUGUAGGAAUCAGUUUGUAUGGGCGUGAGAGCCGCAGUGGACACCGCCAUCUCGACAGCAGAGGAGCCUUCACACGCAACUCUCUUGAUAUCUUCCACAUUGCCACAGACACCAGCCUGGGCAGUAUCUGGAAAAUACGAAUUUGGCAUGACAACAAGGGUCUGUCCCCAGCAUGGCUGCUACAGUACGUCUUGGUGAAGGACUUACAGACAGGAAGCAGCUACUACUUCCUGGUUGAGGAGUGGCUGUCAGUUGACAAUGAGAGAACUGAUGGACGGGUAGAGAUUGAGGUGGAGGCAUCAGAGGAGGCUGUGCUUCGCAAGAUGCCCCGCCUCCUGCAGUGUGAGCUACAGAGGGCGCUGUGUGAGAGUCACCUGUGGCUGUCCCUCUGGGAGAGGCCCCCCCGUAGCCCCUUCACCCGUCUGCAGAGAGCCACCUGCUGCGCUGUGUUACUGCAGCUCUUCAUAUUGGCCAACACACUGUGGUACAGCAUCGUGGUGGACAAGAGAUCCAGCCCACAGGCCGUGUCAAAGAUGUCUUCACUAAAUGGAGAGACAGUGGCAGCAGGUCUGGUGACCUGUCUGAUCGCCUACCCUCUCUACCUGCUUGUCUUCACACUCUUCAGAAUGAGCCGCAGCAAGUGUGUAUCUGUGGAGCAGGUGCCAUCACAAGUGGACCAGGAGUCGGUGGAGAUCGAUGACUUCCUGGACAACUCCAUGGCUGGAAGUUCAUUCCUCUUUUUUAAUGGCGAGUCUAACUCGGAGGAAACCAACGUGGAUUUGCACACUCUAUCAACCAAAAGUGAGGAGAGUUGGGGCACAGCAGAGGAUGAGACUGAGGACAGGGAUUGGCCAGAGCUGUUGAGUGACGUGUCUGUGGUGGGAGAGGUGGGGCAUGGGGCAGGGAUGCCCAGGUUGAAGAGGGGUCAGGGGAGCAGGCACCUGGGUGUUGACAUGGCCUUUAACCCUGAUGACGACAAGGGGACUGAUCAGCGCGACAAAUAUUUCACCUCAUCAGACGAGGAUCUAAUCAAACACAUCCUGGCAGAUGGACAGAACUUUUUCCCUCAGACAGAUGAAAGUGAGAUGGCUGACUUGUCGAGUAUUUUUGGAGAUAAGACUGAAGUGAUUCUCCUCCAGAAACUGAAUGAACCUCUUCCUCUAGAAACUGUCAGAAGGGACCCACCAAAAACUGCUUUCACCUCAAACACAGUAAUGACAGACGUGUGUCGUCCCAGGCGGUUCCCUCCCUGGUGUGGGCGCACUGCCCUGUGGGGCAGCUGGGCAGUGAUUUCUCUAGCAAAUGGUGUUUCAAUUUGGGCGGGUCACGGUUUCAAUCAGAGUGUAGCCAUGAUGUGGCUCAUCUCCUGUUUUGCUAGCUUCCUGUGCUCCUGCCUGCUGUUGGAGCCACUUAAGGUGUUGUGUGAGGCCGUUUACUAUGCAGUGUGUGUGCGUCGCCUGCGUCCAGAGGACCAGGAUGUGCUGGUGGAGUUCCCCCGUGUGGAGAGAGUGGUUCAGCGGGUCACCAGGGUGAGACCGCCACAGGGCUUCGCUCUGUCCCAGGCCCGGCACCAGGCCCGCAAGAUCCACAUGCUGCACACCAUGCUGAAGAAUUUCCUGGUUUACACAUUUUUCCUGUUGGUGGUUUUACUUCUUAACUACUCGGACUCUGCGAAAGAGACACACAGCCUCAGACUGCGCACUCAGCUGCAACAAGCCCUGCACAUAUCUGAGUACCACAAUGUCAGCAGUCGAGGUGACAUUCUGAUGUGGCUGAAUGAGUCCCUGUUGCCACAGCUACUGGAUGACUCCACCCUCUUGAGAAAUACAGGAAGUGCGUUGCUCGGCACGAUAAGGCUACGACAAAUCCGUGACACCCAGGAUGGUGCCAGGGCACGAGACAGUGUUUGGGGAAAAGGUUGGGCUACAUCUCCAAUUGAAGACACUGAGAAUUUCACUGCCCUUGGUGCAGACUGGGAGUGGCAUUUGGCUCAGAUGAGGGUGUACAACAGCGGAGAUGUGGUCCAUGAGCUGAACAGAAGCCUGGAGGAGGCCGCCUCCUCCCUACAGCAGCUGCGGCAGCUGAGCUGGCUUGACUACAGGACUCGUUCUGUGUCGGUGGAGUUCUCACUCUACAACAUCAACACAAAUCUCUUGGCUGUCUUCUCCUUCCUGUUUGAGUUCCCAGUUUCUGAGCGUGCCCAGUCCAGUCUCGACCUCCUUGUCAUCACUCUGUGGCCAAUCACAGGCCUGGACCUACAGCUCCUUCUCACGAUCAUCCUCCUCGCCUUGGUGUUGUAUUUCCUGGUGCGGGGGAUUUUGGGCUUCCUCAGGGAGGGCUACAAGUACCUGCUGUCAGCUUGGAGACUCCUGGGCAUCUGUAAACUCACUCUGGCAGCAUCUGUGUGUGGGCUGCACUUAAGCCGCUGCACCAUGGCCAAGCAGCAGUGGACAUUGUACAUGGAGCACCCACGGGAUGCGUUCACAGACUUCUACCCUCUGGCCAGGCAGACUCAGAUGUACACAGUCGUGUCUGCCUUGCUGCUGUUCAUACUGGUGCUCAAGGCGUCCCACCAGUUGCGGUUCCUCAGAGAGUGGGCUGUGUUUGGCAGAGCCUUGCGGCGCUCAGUCUGGGAGCUGCUGGGAGUCACCCUGGCACUGCUGCUGCUGGUGCUGGCUUACUCACACACAGGACACUUGCUCUUCCACUCCACACUGGACAGCUACAGCAGUGUGAGCUCAGCCUGCCUGUCACUGUUGGGUGCUGAUGGGCGGGGCCUGUUAUCGUGGUGUCCCGCCUGGGCGAUUACUGGUCCCUCUAGCACCAUCUCAUCGCUGGUGUUCCACACAACUUUCGCCAUAUUUCGGCUGGUGUUGCUUUGGUUGAUCAUUUCUGUGUUAAUGAGGAACUACCGUCGUGCACGAGCAGAGCUGUACCGUCCAGCUGUGGAUCUCCAAGACUAUGAGAUGGUCGAGCUGUUCCUCAGACGACUCAAAAUUUGGAUGGGGCUCAGCAGGGCCAAGGAGUUUCGUCACAAAGUGCGUUUUGAGGGCAUGGAGCUGCCUCCAUCCCGCUCAUCCUCCACCAGUGACUGUAAGUCCCUGUGCUUGCCACCCUUAGACGGUCCUGACUCCCCACCCACCCCAGACAGUGUUGAUGCAGGCUCCGAGGCCUCGUGGCACCCAGCCUCCUCCAGCCCCUGCAGCCUGACAGAAGCCCCAGGGGUCAGCCUGGGACUUGGGUUGGGCCUGGGUUUGGGGCUCAGCCCAGGGGUGGUGGUGGGAGGUACCAGCUGGAGGGAGAAGGCAGAGACUGAAGCUUCUCUUAGGAGGCUCCUUCCCACCCUGGACGCUCUGCUACAACAGCUUGACCGUGUCACCAUGGCAACAGAGGACCUGUACCACAUCGAGUGUAACCUGGAGCAAGCCCAGAGGAAAAGGCGGCGUAAAGGGAGAGAUAGUGGAAGUGGUGGUCACAAGGACUCUGGGGAUGCACGGAGAGAACAAAAGAGUGGCAAAGAAAAACACAAAGGAGGCAAGAAGGGGAGAAGAAUGAAUAAAGAUGAACAUCCAAAGGACUGUGGAAACAAUGCUGCCAACCCCAGAAAGACUCCUGUACCUAUGUCUGUUCCCUUUUUAAAGCCCUGCCCAGUCUCUGCUUCGACACAUACCCCCGGCCCGCUGUCAUCAGCCAGACCUCCAGUCAUUGCACCUCCAUCCACACCAGUCACAGAUAAGCCUGCCUCUGACCUCUCCUCCCUCCUUGUCUCAUCAGUAAACACUCCCGCCACCUGCAUCCCACCACCCAAAACACCCACUGCAUCUCCAUGUACUCCCACACCUACCCCUCCCGUCCCUACCCAUAUUUCCCGGGACUGGGACCCUCCCACAGAGAGAGAGACCCUCCCCUCUUCCAGCCUGUUUAAUCACCCCGCUCACACUACCAUCAUUCCCACACGCAAGCGAAAACGCAAACCCCCACCCCUCAAAAACAAAGUGCAUCCCAACUUGGAUAGGCACAGCCCUGGACAUCCCAAAUCCUGA
Monopterus albus (swamp eel) is the source of this 14211-nucleotide messenger RNA. RefSeq names its product polycystic kidney disease 1a (gene pkd1a). Gene Ontology annotation, biological process: calcium ion transport. The transcript is spliced from 56 exons. NCBI's taxonomy places the organism in Eukaryota, Metazoa, Chordata, Actinopteri, Synbranchiformes, Synbranchidae. Bases 217 to 14211 code for a protein of 4664 amino acids. The record is from RefSeq and is a predicted model, not a curated record. Gene Ontology annotation, molecular function: monoatomic cation channel activity; protein binding. Gene Ontology annotation, cellular component: plasma membrane.